ACCUGCAACUUGCUUAUAGACAACUAACUGCAUAUAGGGAACUGUUAACUGCUCACACAGCAACCUGCAUAUAUCCACCUGCCUAUACAGAGAGCAGCCUGAAUAUACAGCAACAACCUGCCUAUAUCUACCUAACUGCUUAUACAGAGAGCAGCCUGAAUAUAUAGCAACAACCUGCAUACAGUCUGUGAGCAUGCAUCCUGCAUAGUCAGAGCCUCACACUGAGCAUGCAUGCUGGGUAGCUGGAUAACUACACUCACAGCUUCCUGAGCUGCACUCACACUCCGGGUAGGUUUGGGGUGCACAAGGGCUUGCCGUGACCCCCAGACCAGCAGCUUCUGUGGGAGCAUGGAGCUCCCUGCUGCAGGGGAACAUGUCUUUGCAGUAGAGAGCAUUGAGAAGAAGAGGAUCCGCAAGGGUCGUGUGGAAUACCUGGUGAAGUGGAGAGGGUGGUCAUCUAGGUACAAUACAUGGGAGCCAGAGGAGAAUAUUCUGGACCCCCGUCUCCUGGUUGCCUUUCAGAACAGAGAAAGACAAGAGCAGAUCAUGGGCUACAGGAAACGUGGACCCAAGCCGAAACACCACCUUGCGUUACCAUCAUUUGCUCGUCGAUCAAAUAUCUUGAGUGAUCUCCAGGAUUCUUUGGUGGAGAACCGAACCAAAAUCGACUUGGGGUCUAUAACAAAGAGUCAACCUCACCAGUACCAACUGAAUAGCAAGAAACAUCACCAGUACCAGCCUAAUGGGAAAGACCACUCAGAGAAGCACCACUCGAGUAGCAAACGGAAGUACUACUAUCAGCUUAACAGCAAGAAGCAUCAUCAUUAUCAGCCAGAUCCUAAGAAACAUGACCAGUAUACAUCUUCUAAAGACUCUCAGAUGUGCUUGGAUCGCAGUUAUUGGCACAAGGACUCUUGGACACACAGCCCGUCUAUGGAAUUAGGGGCUCAAGUCAAAAAUGGCACGAGUCCUGCAGUAAAUGGUGUGGACAAAAGCAACUUGUCAAAUGGAUCUUCCACCAGCUCAUCUAAGGAAGUGUCUGGAAAUGGGAUUGGGGGCAAAAUGAAAAUUGUCAAAAACAAAAAUAAGAACGGGAGGAUUGUUAUAGUUAUGAGUAAAUAUAUGGAGAAUGGGAUGCAGUCAGUGAAAAUAAAGUCUUCCGAAGAGGAAUGUGAAACUAUUGAACCCGCCAGAAGGGUAGAGACCCCAUGUGUGUCUAAUGGAGAUAGGACUCCCAAACCUGCAGAUGAAAAAGCAGAACACUGGAAAAAAAGAGUGGAAUCCAGAAUUCGGAUAAAUGAAGUCAAAACAUCUAGUGACCGGGCACCCGUUCAGCUGACUGGCUUACAGAGGACUUACUCUACAACUGACGCAACUUCUGAUCAGCCACUGCAGCUCACCACCAAGAAGGAUAUUAGUUCGUGGUCAAGUCCACCACCAUACAGGAGGGAGCCUACUAAAGACGUGACUUAUUUUAAUCCUAGGAAGAGGUGCCUCACUGAGGCUGAUAGGGACAGAGACCCUUAUAAGAAAUCCCUAACUUCUAGGACUGUGAGUGCCCCUGGUAGACUUGAGGAGCAGGCCACCCAAGGUUCUCUCAGUGUGUCGACUCAAGAACCUGAGAUCAUUCUGUUGGACUCAGAUCUGGAUGAACCCAUUGACUUGCGUUGUGUGAAAUCCAGGUGUGACAGUGAUCAGGAACUUAACAAACCCACAGCCAAUGCGCCUAAGGCAUCAUCCCAACCCAUUGAUGUUGAGGUUACGAGGGAGGAGCCUCGGGCAGAGUUCCGACCUUUCUUUGGAAAUAUUGUGAUUACAGAUGUCACUGCUAACUGUCUCACUGUGACUUUCAAGGAGUACAUAACCGUGUGAGUGUCUUCUGGAUAAUGACAUGGUAUCUUUAGUGUGUACAAGCAUGUUCCAUAGGACUUUCUGGCCACGUUGCAUAUUGAGUGAUGAAUACAAUCAAUGUGUGUUUGCGUUUUGUUCAUCUGGUACCACCAGUUUGGGUUUUGUUCACCGUCUUUGAAUGGAGUAGAAGUACACACAGUUGUGUUCAGUGAAAUCAUGACAAUGAAGCACUUAACUGAAUGCUGACACUCUGCAUCCGCUGCAGAGUAUCACGAUGUGUUGUCUAGAAUAUUUUAUUAAUACAUUGAAAUAUAACCUACUCCUGCAGUAUAGAGUCCUAUUGGAUGUUAAACAAGAAAACUCCUGGCCCCCCAAAAAUAUUUUCAUAUGGAAAUAGACGUUUCCCCUUUGACUACAAACAUGCCACAAUGUGUAUAUUUUUGUUAAUGUUUUUUUUUUGUCUGUGUGUAUGUGUAUAAAAAAAAAAAAAGUUUAUGUAAAACAGAUCUUUCUAGUAAAUGCUGCUAUUAGAAUUGUUAAAUGCUUCCCGUAGCUGCUUGUGUAAAUAUUACUUGAAGGUUUUUUUUGUUUUUUAAAGUUAAAGUCUUGAAGCAGCCCUGGUUUCAUUUUGGGGUCCGUUACCCCCUUAUUUCAGGUGCUAAAUAUAAUAUUGUAUCAUAUAAAUAUAAA
Molecule: messenger RNA, 2541 nt
Organism: Pelobates fuscus (common spadefoot toad)
Lineage: Eukaryota; Metazoa; Chordata; Amphibia; Anura; Pelobatidae
Gene: CBX4
Product: chromobox 4
Exons: 5
Coding region: 349-1872 (507 amino acids)
Biological process (GO): protein sumoylation; negative regulation of transcription by RNA polymerase II
Cellular component (GO): PRC1 complex
Molecular function (GO): SUMO binding; SUMO ligase activity
Source: RefSeq, a predicted model, not a curated record